Molecule: messenger RNA, 1542 nt
Organism: Penicillium argentinense
Lineage: Eukaryota; Fungi; Ascomycota; Eurotiomycetes; Eurotiales; Aspergillaceae
Product: allantoate permease
Exons: 4
Coding region: 1-1542 (513 amino acids)
Biological process (GO): transmembrane transport
Cellular component (GO): membrane
Molecular function (GO): transmembrane transporter activity
Source: RefSeq, a predicted model, not a curated record
AUGGGACCUUUCAAGUUCCUUCGCCGCGAUGAGUCGGAGUCCAGCCAUGCGCGAUCGUCAGAGGAAAAGGCCCUUGUGCGACGCCUCGACAUGUUUCUUCUUACCUUUGGCUGUCUUUCACAAGUGAUCAAAUACCUCGACCAGCAAAAUAUCAACAAUGCCUACGUCUCGGGCAUGCAAGAGGACUUGAACCUUUAUGGCAACCAGCUCAACCUGUUUACUACAUAUUUCAAUGCUGCAUACUGUGUCAUGCUCAUCCCCUCGCAGAUCAUUCUGACCUACGUGCGUCCGAGCUACUGGUUGCCGGGCUUGGAAAUUCUCUGGGGGCUCCUUACCGGAUUGAUCGCCAUGGCCACCAGCGCUAAGCAGAUCUAUGUUCUUCGAGUCUUCUUGGGACUGUGCGAAAGUAGUGCCUGGCCUGGAAUGAUGACCUUGUUCAUGUACUGGUACACGCCAACGGAACUCGCCAAGCGCAUGGGAUUUUAUCAUUCCUGUCAAGCCGUAGGACAGAUGAUGUCCGGGGCUCUCCAAGCUGCCAUAUCCGAUACCCUUGAUGGGCACGGUGGCCUGGCCGGCUGGCGAUGGCUGUUCGUCAUCAACGCCAUUAUCACAGUCGUGUGGGGAUUCGCGGGCUUCGUUAUGAUCCCGGAUCUACCCAACAAUCCCAAUCCUCGUUCGUUCUGGUUCAAGAAAGUCCAUGCCGAACUAUCGAUGGAGCGGCUCGCUCGCAACGGUCGUGCCGAACCGAAGAAGAUGACAUGGGCCGGCGUGAAACGCACCUUUUCUGGUUGGGUCGUGUAUUUCAUCGCCAUUCUCUAUAUCGCGACUGUCCUUGGCACCUACGGAUACGUGUAUUUCUCGCUAUUCCUCAAGUCACUCAAGAAUCCGGAUGGCAGUGCCAGAUGGUCUGUUUCGGAAGUCAACGCCAUUCCUAUCGGAGGGUCUGCCAUCAACGUCGUAUUUGUAUGGAUCUGGGCUCUCUUGUCCGAUUUCUUUCGCACUCGUUGGACCUUGAUCGUCUUCCAGGGAAUCAUCGGAAUCAUUCCGUGUAUUAUCAUGAGCAUCUGGACCUCUCAUCCCAGUGCAGUUCCUUUGUCGGGUGCAUACGCGUCUUAUUUUAUCAGCUUCAUAUGCCUCGGAACUGCCCCUCUGAUCUUUGCCUGGCUGUCGGACCUCAUCCCACAGGAUCCCGAGGCUCGUACCCUUGUUGUCGGAGUCUCUGUGGCUGGAUACUAUGCCAUCUCUGCAUGGAGUCAAGUCCUGGUCUGGCCCGCAUCCCAAGCACCGUAUUACAGGUACGGUUGGCAGUCGGCCCUGGCACUCUUGGUCCUUGUCAUCAUUAUGACUUGUGCACUACGCUAUAUUGAUGUGCGGUAUCUCUUACCCAAACGUGCUGCGUUCCAAGCCACUAUCGAUGCACAGGCAGUCGGUGGAAAGACGACUAGCGUAUCGGGGCGGUCAGAGAGUCACGAUACAAGGGGACAGCCGUCUGGCGUCGAUCGCAAGAGAGGACAGACAACUACCGUGGAUGAAGUGUGUUAA